Messenger RNA from Anopheles bellator, 2223 nucleotides. RefSeq names its product ecdysone receptor-like. The record is from RefSeq and is a predicted model, not a curated record. Lineage: Eukaryota; Metazoa; Arthropoda; Insecta; Diptera; Culicidae. Gene Ontology annotation, molecular function: RNA polymerase II cis-regulatory region sequence-specific DNA binding; zinc ion binding; ecdysone binding. Gene Ontology annotation, cellular component: nucleus. The transcript is spliced from 7 exons. Gene Ontology annotation, biological process: positive regulation of transcription by RNA polymerase II; ecdysone receptor signaling pathway; cell differentiation. The coding region runs from base 1 to 2223 and encodes 740 amino acids.
AUGAAACGCAGGUGGUCCAACAAUGGGGGCUUCACCGCGCUGCGGAUGCUGGACGAGAGCAGCUCGGAGGUGACGUCAUCGUCGGCGGCCCUGGUCAUGUCGCCCGGCAUGACCAUGUCCCCGACGUCGCUCGGGUCGCCCGAGUACAACGACCUGGAGCUGUGGGGUGCGUACGACGAGAACGCCUACAACGGCCACAGUGUCCUGUCGAACGGGAACAAUAAUCUGGUGGCCGGCGUGGUCGGCCCCGGCGGCGGGGCCGGUGGGUGCGGGGUGGCGGCCGUGGCCACCGCCAAUCAGCUGCUGAUGAACGGGAUCAUGCACGGCACCAACAACCUGAACGGUAUGAUGAAUGGGAUCGGCCUUGGACCUGGUGGCGUCAUUGGUGGUGGCCCGGGCGGCGGUCCAGGCAUCGGGAACGGCAUCGUGGGGGUCGGGGGUGGUGGUGCUGGUCCCGGUGGAGGUGGUGGGAUUGGCGGAGCGGGCGCCGGCAAUACGAUCAUGAACACGCCGCGCAGUGAAUCGGUCAACUCCAUCUCGUCAGGACGAGAAGACCUGUCGCCCUCGAGCAGUCUCAACGGCUACACACCGGACGGGAGCGAGGCGAAGAAGCAGAAGAAGGGACCCGCCCCGCGCCAGCAGGAGGAACUGUGUCUGGUGUGCGGCGAUCGAGCCUCCGGCUACCACUACAACGCGCUCACCUGCGAAGGCUGCAAAGGAUUCUUCCGACGAAGCGUCACGAAGAAUGCGGUCUACUGUUGCAAGUUUGGGCACGCGUGCGAGAUGGACAUGUACAUGCGGCGCAAGUGCCAGGAGUGUCGGCUGAAGAAGUGCCUGGCGGUCGGUAUGCGGCCGGAGUGCGUCGUGCCCGAGAACCAGUGCGCCAUCAAGCGGAAGGAGAAGAAGGCGCAGAAGGAGAAGGACAAGGUACAAACGAACUCCUCCACCGUCAGUACAACGAACAGCGCCAACUACAAGGCCGAGCUGUUGCCGGUGCUGAUGAAGUGCGAAUCGCCGCCCACCGCAGCUAUACCGCUACUGCCGGAGAAACUGCUAAACGAAAACCGACAAAGAAACAUACCUCUACUGACGGCCAACCAGAUGGCCGUCAUCUACAAACUGAUCUGGUACCAGGAUGGCUACGAGCAACCGUCGGAGGAAGAUCUCAAGAGGAUAAUGAUCAACUCGCCCAACGAAGAGGAAGAUCCACACGAAAUCCAUUUCCGGCACAUAACGGAAAUCACCAUUCUCACAGUACAACUGAUCGUCGAGUUCGCGAAAGGACUGCCAGCAUUUACCAAGAUCCCCCAGGAGGAUCAAAUUACGUUACUAAAGGCCUGCUCCAGUGAGGUGAUGAUGCUGCGGAUGGCGCGCCGGUACGACGCCGAAACCGACUCGAUUCUGUUCGCCAACAAUCGCUCGUACACGCGCGACUCGUACAAGAUGGCCGGCAUGGCGGACACGAUCGAGGAUCUGCUGCACUUCUGCCGCCAGAUGUACUCGCUGACGGUCGACAACGUCGAGUACGCGCUGCUCACCGCCAUCGUCAUCUUCUCCGACCGGCCCGGCCUCGAGAAGGCGGAGCUGGUGGAAACGAUCCAAAGCUACUACAUCGACACGCUGCGCGUCUACAUCCUCAACCGGCACGGGGGCGAUCCGAAGUGUAGCGUCACGUUCGCCAAGCUGCUGUCCAUCCUGACCGAGCUGCGCACGCUCGGCAACCAGAACUCGGAGAUGUGCUUCUCGCUCAAGCUGAAGAACCGGAAGCUGCCCCGCUUCCUGGAGGAAAUCUGGGACGUGCAGGACAUCCCGCCGGUCGGUGUGCAGCAGCGGCACCAGCAGCAAGAGAUUGUCGUCCAACAGCAGCCGCCGCCCCAGCAUCACGGGCUGCAGCACCAUGCGGAUGUUAGCAGCGCGAACGCCGGUUCCACUUCGGCAGCGAGCAUUGUCGUGGUUGCGAACAACCCGAACGCACCGCUUGGAAUGGUGGUCGGUCAGCAGCAGUCGAGUCAGCAGCAGCAACAGCUACACAGCAACGGUACCGCGAUGAUCGUUGGCAAUGGGAGCAGUAACACGAGCAGCAGCAGCAGUAGUAGUAGCAGUAGCAGUAGCAGUAGCAGUAGCAGCAGUAGUAGCAGUAGUAGCAGUAGCAGUCAAAAUGGCGGCAACACCAGCAACGGUGGGCUGCUGUCGGGCGUCGGUUUGCUCGAUCAGCCGGUAUAG